Messenger RNA from Lepus europaeus (European hare), 2145 nucleotides. RefSeq names its product leucine rich repeat neuronal 2 (gene LRRN2). The transcript has a single exon. NCBI's taxonomy places the organism in Eukaryota, Metazoa, Chordata, Mammalia, Lagomorpha, Leporidae. Gene Ontology annotation, molecular function: protein binding. The record is from RefSeq and is a predicted model, not a curated record. Bases 1 to 2145 code for a protein of 714 amino acids.
AUGGGGCUCCUGGUGGCGCCCCUCCUGCUAGCCUGGGUGGCCGGUGCCACUGCCGCCGUGCCCGUGGUGCCCUGGCGUGUGCCCUGUCCCCCGCAGUGUGCCUGCCAGAUCCGGCCCUGGUACACGCCGCGCUCGUCCUACCGCGAGGCCGCCACGGUGGACUGCAACGACCUGUUCCUGACGGCGGUGCCCCCGGCGCUGCCCGCGGGGACGCAGACCCUGCUACUGCAGAGUAACAGCAUCGUGCGCGUGGACCAGAGUGAGCUCGCCUACCUGGCCAACCUCACGGAGCUGGACCUGUCCCAGAACAGCUUCUCGGACGCCCGCGACUGCGACUUCCGGGCCCUGCCCCAGCUGCUGAGCCUGCACCUGGAGGAGAACCAGCUGACGCGGCUGGAGGACCACAGCUUCGCGGGGCUGGCCGGCCUGCAGGAGCUCUAUCUCAACCACAACCAGCUGUACCGCAUCGCCCCCCGGGCCUUCGCGGGCCUCAGCAGCCUGCUGCGGCUGCACCUCAACUCCAACCUGCUCAGGGCCAUUGACAGCCGCUGGUUCGAGAUGCUGCCCAGCUUGGAGAUCCUCAUGAUCGGCGGCAACGCGGUGGACGCCAUCCUGGACAUGAACUUCCGGCCGCUGGCCAACCUGCGCAGCCUGGUGCUGGCGGGCAUGACCCUGCGGGAGAUCUCCGACUACGCCCUGGAGGGGCUGCAGAGCCUGGAGAGCCUCUCCUUCUACGACAACCUGCUGGCCCGCGUGCCCAGGCGGGCGCUGGAGCAGGUGCCCGGGCUCAAGUUCCUGGACCUGAACAAGAACCCGCUGCAGCGCGUGGGGCCGGGGGACUUCGCCAACAUGCUGCACCUCAAGGAGCUGGGGCUGAACAACAUGGAGGAGCUGGUCUCCAUCGACAAGUUCGCCCUGGUCAACCUCCCUGAGCUGACCAAGCUGGACAUCACCAACAACCCGCGCCUGUCCUUCAUCCACCCCCGCGCCUUCCACCACCUGCCCCGCAUGGAGACGCUCAUGCUCAACAACAAUGCCCUCAGUGCCUUGCACCAGCAGACGGUGGAGUCCCUGCCCAGCCUGCAGGAGGUGGGGCUCCACGGCAACCCCCUCCGCUGUGACUGCGUGAUCCGCUGGGCCAACGCCACGGGCACCCGCGUGCGCUUCAUCGAGCCGCAGUCCACCCUGUGCGCGGAGCCGCCCGACCUGCAGCGCCGCCCGGUCCGCGAGGUGCCCUUCCGGGAGAUGACGGACCGCUGCCUGCCCCUCAUCUCGCCCCGCAGCUUCCCCCCGAGCCUCCAGGUGGCCAGCGGCGAGAGCAAGGUGCUGCACUGCCGGGCGAUGGCGGAACCAGAGCCCGAGAUCUACUGGGUCACUCCAGCCGGGGUGCGCCUGACGCCUGCCCAUGCGGGCAGGAGGUACCGGGUGUACCCGGAGGGAACCCUGGAGCUGCGGAGGGUGACGGCAGAUGAGGCCGGGCUGUACACCUGCGUGGCCCAGAACCUGGUGGGGGCCGACACCAAGACAGUCCGUGUGGUGGUUGGCCGUGCACCCUUCCAGUCAGACAGGGGCAGUGGUGGCCGGGACCUGGAGCUCCGGGUACAGGAGACCCACCCCUACCGCGUCCUGCUCUCCUGGGUCCCCCUGCCCAACACAGUCUCCACCAACCUCACCUGGUCCAGCGCCACCUCCUUCCGAGGCCGGGGGCCCCGCACCCUGGCCCGCCUGCCCCGGGGCACCCACAGCUACAACAUCACCCGCCUCCUGCAGGCCAGCGAGUACUGGGCCUGCCUGCACGUGGCCUUCGCCGAUGCCCACACCCAGUCGGCUUGUGUGUGGGCCAGGACUACAGAGGCCGCUCCUUGCCACGGGGCCCUGGGGGACCGGCUGGGGCUCGUCGCCAUCCUGGCCCUGGCCAUCCUCCUGCUGGCAGCGGGGCUUGCCGCCCGUGUUGUCAGUGCAGGCCGGCCCAGGCCGGGGGUGGCCGUGCGGCCUCUCCUCCCAGCCUGGGCUUUCUGGGGCCGGGGAGCCCCGUCCAUCCGGGUGGUGUCCGCGCCCCUGGUCCUGCCCUGGAAUCCCGGGAGGAAGCCGGCUGGAUGCUCAGAGCGGGGCACGCUUUCGCCACCGUUGUCUCCGAACUCCUAA